AAAAAAAAAAAAAAAAAAAAAAUUCCGAUAUUAGGAAAUUUAUGGGUCAAUUAUUUUUUCUUGAUGCUCUUUUUAUUGUAAAGAACUUUUAACCUCGUGAGAUAAUUUCCUCAUGAGAUAAUUACCUCGUGAGAUAAUUUUUAAUUUAACCUAGUGAGAUAAUCAACCAAUAAAAGUUGUGCCGAUCUACGAUAGUUCUACGAUUAUUCAGCAAUAUCUUGUAGAAACUUUUCUUCCCCAUUACUGUAUUAUAUAUUUAUUUUAACUUGUUUUUAAGGACUUUAAAUUUGAAAAUUAUCAAUAAAACUAUAUAAAAAUUCAGAUAUAAAAAAGUUGUUUUCGUUUUUUCUUAAAUUUAAACAUGGGUUUGUUAUCUUUGGGUACACCAUUACCAUGGGAAGAAGCAAAAAAUUAUGCGGAUUAUAUUCGCCAUCAUGGUAUAAAGCAAUUUUUAUGGAUUUAUCAUAAAUUAAAAGAUAAACAAAACGAUUGUUUAUUAUGGGGUGAUGAGGUUGAAUAUAUGGUAAUUGCAUUUGAUGAAGAAAAUAAGAAUGCAAAAUUAUCCUUAAGAUUAUAUGAAAUUUUGAAUGAAUUACAAAAAGAGGAAGAAGCAGCUUUAAAAAAUCCAAAUUCUGAUAAAAUGGUUAAAACUUCAUGGAAACCGGAAUACGGGGCAUAUAUGCUUGAGGGUACUCCAGGGGUCCCAUAUGGAGGAACUUUGAAGGAAUUACUUCAAGUUGAAUCAAACAUGAAGUAUCGUAGACAACUUGCAGCAAAAUAUAUGAAACCGAAUGAAGUUCCAAUUACUAUAGCUAGUUUUCCAAGACUUGGUUGCCAAGGUCAAUUCCUGGAGCCUCAUUAUGAACCAAAGGGUGAAGCUUCAAGAAGCUUAUUUGUACCUGAUGAAAUAAUUAAUCCACAUGCAAGAUUCCCGACAUUAACUGCUAAUAUUCGAAAACGCAGAGGAUCGAAAGUUGCAAUUAAUAUGCCAAUUUUUCAUGAUAUAAAAACUCCAAAACCUUUUAUAGAUCCAACAAUUCCAAGAAAUCGUAAUUUAUUUCCCGAAGACAAGGAGGCUGCUGAAGGCAUGGCAUUACCUGACCAUAUUUAUAUGGAUGCCAUGGUUUUUGGUAUGGGUUGUUGUUGCCUUCAGAUUACUUUUCAAGCUUGUAAUAUUGAAGAAGCAAGAAGACUUUAUGACCAAUUGGCUAAUAUAGGUCCUAUAAUGUUAGCUUUAUCAGCAGCUGCUCCAAUUUAUAGAGGAUAUCUUUCAGAUGUGGAUUGUAGAUGGAAUGUUAUAGCAGGCAGUGUUGAUGAUCGUACUAAAGAAGAACGUGGUCUAGAGCCUCUUAAGAAUAAUCGUUUUGUUAUUAAUAAAUCUCGUUAUGAUUCAAUUGAUUGUUAUAUCUCUACGGAUAAGACAUUUAAGCCUGAAUAUAAUGAUUUGGAUUUAGUGUACGAUAAAGAAAUCUGUAAAAAUUUGAUGGAUAAUGGAAUUGAUGAACUUUUAGCUCGUCAUGUAGCUCAUUUGUUUAUUAGAGAUCCUUUAGUUAUUUUUAAAGAAUCAUUGGAGGAACAGAAUGACGAAAACGUUUCUGAUCAUUUUGAGAACAUACAAUCAACAAAUUGGCAAACAAUGAGAUUUAAACCUCCCCCACCUAAUUCAAACAUAGGUUGGAGAGUAGAAUUUCGCAGUAUGGAAAUUCAAAUCACAGAUUUCGAAAAUGCUGCAUUUGCAGUAUUUAUUGUUUUAUUAACUAGAGCAAUCUUAAGCUAUGGAUUAAAUUUUUAUAUCCCUAUUUCAAAGGUUGAUGAAAAUAUGAAAAUGGCUCAUAGAAGGGAUGCCGUAUUAAGUGAGAAAUUUUGGUUUAGGAAAAAUGUGUUUGAAAAAAAUAAUAUUAUGUAUGACGAUUACGUAAAUGUAGAUAAUGAUAAUAUAAGCAUACAGCAACAAAAUGUACAUAAUAAUAAUAACUCAUUAGAUAAUAAGUCAAUUUCCAUUGAAGAUGAAUAUGAACAAAUGAGUAUUGAUAAUAUUAUUAAUGGAGAUGGUGAUAAGUUUCCGGGAUUGAUAACUUUAAUAAAUCAUUAUCUAGAAUCAAUUAAUAUUGAUAUUGAAUCAAGAUGUAUAUUAGGAAAAUAUUUGGAAUUUGUUAAAAAAAAGGCUAAAGGUGAAAUACAAACAACAGCAAAGUGGAUACGUGAAUUUGUUAGAUCCCAUCCAAAAUAUCAACAGGAUUCUGUUGUUACGCAAGAAAUUAAUUACGAUCUAAUGAAAACUAUUGAGAAGAUUCAAAAAGGCGAAGCAGAGACUCCUGAAUUAUUGGGGAAUUUUAAAGUUUAAAAUAAUUUAAAGGUAUAUUUAUAUUUUGAUUAUUUAUUUAGUAUUACGUAAUAUUUUAGGGGUUUUUGAAGG
Molecule: messenger RNA, 2416 nt
Organism: Rhizophagus irregularis DAOM 181602=DAOM 197198
Lineage: Eukaryota; Fungi; Glomeromycota; Glomeromycetes; Glomerales; Glomeraceae
Biological process (GO): glutathione biosynthetic process
Cellular component (GO): glutamate-cysteine ligase complex
Molecular function (GO): glutamate-cysteine ligase activity
Source: RefSeq, a predicted model, not a curated record